AAAGCUGCAAUAAUCCUUGGAUACCUCAUCAGCCAACACUACAUACAUCUCAGAGCCUCAAACCAUUCGCUUUCAUUCCUGUUAACAAGAGCACAACGCAGAUAUGGCGACUCAUGCCUUCCUCCUAGCUGCAGCGCUCUUGUCUUUGUUAUGCUUUCAUGCCAUUGCCUCUGAUCCAAGCCUUCUCCAAGACUUUUGCGUUGUGGAUAAGAUGUCUACAGUGCGUGUGAAUGGGUUCCCAUGCAAGGACGCAAAGGAUGUUGUUGCUGAAGAUUUCUUCUUCCAGGGCCUUGACAUGGCCGGCAACACAACCAACAAGCAAGGCUCCGCCGUGACACCGGUGAACGUGGCUCAGAUUGCUGGGCUCAACACCUUGGGCAUCUCUCUUGCCCGCAUCGAUUAUGCACCCUUUGGUCUUAACCCUCCUCACACACAUCCGAGGGGCACUGAGAUAUUGACCGUGCUCGAUGGCUCCCUGUACGUCGGCUUUGUCACAUCAAACCCGGACAACAAGCUGAUAGCAAAGGUUUUGAACAAAGGGGAUGUGUUCGUGUUCCCUGAGGGAUUGAUCCAUUUCCAAUUCAACUAUGGAACAAAGAGUGCUGUUGCUCUUGCAGCAUUGAGUAGCCAAAACCCUGGGGUGAUCACUGUGGCCAACGCUGUAUUUGGUUCGAAGCCAUCCAUCUCAGAUGAUGUCCUUGCCAAGGCUUUUCAAGUCGACAAGCAAACUAUUGACCGCAUCCAAGCUCAGUUCUAGAGAACAUAGAAACAUACAUAUCAGUUUGUUAAUUAUAUAUGUACGCAUUUAGGAUUCUUUGAUUCUUUUGUUUCUUUAAUUAUAUAUGUAUGCAUUGCUUGAGCUGUCUUUGAUUUCAGUUGUGUUCUAUUCUUUAAAAUAUAUGUCAGUUGGAUACUUUGUACUUUCUUAUGAAAAGCAAUAUCUUCCAUAUUUAUUUCCUA
Molecule: messenger RNA, 960 nt
Organism: Sorghum bicolor (sorghum)
Lineage: Eukaryota; Viridiplantae; Streptophyta; Magnoliopsida; Poales; Poaceae
Product: putative germin-like protein 2-2
Exons: 2
Coding region: 104-757 (217 amino acids)
Cellular component (GO): cell wall
Molecular function (GO): manganese ion binding
Source: RefSeq, a predicted model, not a curated record